AUGAACAUCAAUGAGUAUUCACAUCAUCGAAAUAUCGCCACUUACUACGGGGCUUUCAUCAAGAAAUUGCCUUCAUCGACCGGAAAGCUGGACCAGUUGUGGUUGGUGAUGGAAUUCUGUGGCAGCGGCUCGGUCACUGAUCUUGUCAAAAGCACCAAGAGCAAUUCUCUGAAGGAAGAUUGGAUCGCUUACAUAUUCAUUCAUCGUGAUAUCAAAGGUCAAAAUGUUCUACUUACGGAUAGCGGUGAAGUGAAACUGGUCGAUUUCGGUGUAAGUGCUCAGUUGGAUAGGACCGUUGGACGUAGGAAUACAUUCAUUGGAACUCCCUACUGGAUGGCCCCAGAAGUAAUUGCAUGUGACGAGAAUCCGGACGCUACUUAUGAUUCACGGAGUGAUCUGUGGUCGUUAGGAAUAACGGCGUUGGAAAUGGCCGAGGGCCAUCCGCCACUGGUCGAUAUGCAUCCCAUGAGAGCACUGUUCCUCAUUCCUCGCAAUGCACCACCGAGACUGAAACGAGGCAAAAAAUGGUAUGCGUCUGCUUCUCCCAACUUUCAUUUGUUGCUAAAUUGA
Messenger RNA from Gongylonema pulchrum, 570 nucleotides. NCBI's taxonomy places the organism in Eukaryota, Metazoa, Nematoda, Chromadorea, Rhabditida, Gongylonematidae. The record is from the annotation of a GenBank genome assembly.